Molecule: messenger RNA, 351 nt
Organism: Knipowitschia caucasica
Lineage: Eukaryota; Metazoa; Chordata; Actinopteri; Gobiiformes; Gobiidae
Source: the annotation of a GenBank genome assembly
AUGCAGAACAACAUGUUGUCGGGGGUGGGGAUGGAGCAGGGGGGUCAGGGAUUCUGCGGGAGGAUGGACACUACAGCGGCGGACAUGAUGGAGCAACAGCCUGCAGAGCGCUGCAGCCCGGCCCCCUCUGCGCUGCGCGGACACAGACAGAUGGAGGGUUCUCAAACAUGGCGCACGUACAGCAUGGCUCGUGUCUGUGCCCUCACCUGUACUCCUCGCAGCGGGCUUUCUGCCGAUCUAGGACCGCUCAGUCCGUGGUCCAAGGCCCGCUCCAGGCUCCAGACUCCAGCGCAGCAUCAGGACCAGGACCGCAGCGCGUACUGCACUUCCGCGGCUGCACCUCCACAAUAA